AAACUAAAAAUUCCAUUUCGAUUUCUAUUUUCCACCACUACUCCAACGCUUCAUUUGAUUCACCGACUGCAAACUACGCUUCUGUUUCUUAAGGUUCAGCACACGACGCCGUUUCGCCAUCUCCGAAAGCCACGCUCAAUCCCGAUGGCGGAGCAAACGGAGAAGCAGGCGCAAUCCACCCCGCCGUACAUGAAGGCGGUGUCCGGAUCAUUCGGCGGCGUAGUCGAGGCCUCGUGCCUGCAGCCAAUCGACGUCAUCAAAACCCGGCUCCAGCUGGACCGGACCGGCUCGUACAAGGGGAUUGCCAACUGCGGCACCACCAUCAUCCGAAACGAAGGCGUCCGCGCAUUGUGGAAGGGAUUAACUCCCUUCUCUACGCAUUUGACGCUCAAAUACGCGCUGCGGAUGGGGUCGAAUGCGUACCUGCAGUCGGCGUUCAAGGACUCGCAGACAGGGGAGCUCAGCCACCAUGGGAGAUUGUUCUCCGGAUUCGGUGCGGGAGUGCUCGAAGCUCUCGCUAUCGUCACUCCGUUUGAGGUGGUGAAAAUCAGACUGCAGCAGCAGAGAGGAUUGAGUCCUGAGCUUUUCAAGUACAAGGGACCUGUACAUUGUGCUCGUAUGAUUGUCCGGGAAGAAGGCUUGUUUGGUCUGUGGGCUGGAGCUGCCCCAACCGUGAUGCGUAAUGGAACAAACCAGGCUGCUAUGUUUAGUGCUAAAAAUGCAUUUGACGGGUUAUUGUGGAGCAAACACGAAGGUGAUGGCAAAGUUCUUCUGCCUUGGCAGUCUAUGAUAUCGGGAUUUCUGGCUGGAACUGCUGGUCCAGUAUGCACCGGUCCCUUUGAUGUCGUGAAAACAAGGCUCAUGGCUCAGAGCAAAUCAAGUGGGCUGAAAUACAGAGGUAUGUUUCAUGCUAUCACAACAAUAUAUGCUGAGGAAGGAAUUCUUGCAUUGUGGAAAGGGCUAUUGCCUCGGUUGAUGAGGAUCCCGCCUGGGCAGGCCAUCAUGUGGGCUGUGGCUGAUCAGAUAACUGGAUUGUACGAGAGGAGAUACCUACAUAAUGCAUCCUUAUAGCCUUGAACGAUCCCUUAUAGCCUUGGAUGCGCGUAGUGACUUAUUUUGGUAACUUGAAAUUUUAGAGUUUUUGAUGCCCUUUAUAGAUUGUUUAGAACUGAAGAGUUAUUUAGCUGGCAGAUCCAUUUUUAUCUUUAGCUUUGAACUUGCUCAUUUUGUAGGCUAGUAUCUUUCAUCUAUAUUUUGAGAGCAAUUGUGAAAUUGUUGGUGGUUUGAAUUUUGAUUCAUUGAAGUAUGUAAUCCAUCUUCUGAAAUUCUAAUAAAUUGGAUGAUUGUUCAAUGAUUGAAAAA
This is a messenger RNA of Salvia miltiorrhiza (redroot sage), 1362 nucleotides long. Its product is annotated as mitochondrial succinate-fumarate transporter 1. The coding region runs from base 145 to 1071 and encodes 308 amino acids. NCBI's taxonomy places the organism in Eukaryota, Viridiplantae, Streptophyta, Magnoliopsida, Lamiales, Lamiaceae. The transcript has 2 exons. The record is from RefSeq and is a predicted model, not a curated record. Gene Ontology annotation, biological process: succinate transport; transmembrane transport; fumarate transport.